Paramuricea clavata is the source of this 7352-nucleotide messenger RNA. The record is from the annotation of a GenBank genome assembly. NCBI's taxonomy places the organism in Eukaryota, Metazoa, Cnidaria, Anthozoa, Malacalcyonacea, Plexauridae.
AUGGAGGAAAAGUCUCAACCUGUUAUAUGUUCAAGGUUGUAUAUCUACUGUUGAAACAUGUAUUCUUCCUCAAAAACCACACUAUAUUUUAUGCGAUCUUCAUUCAGGAUAAGGCUGGCAAACGUUUUACAUACAUGCUCACCAAAUUAACUUGACAAACGUGCAGCUCCCCCUGUGUCUGCGAAAGCAAAUCCUGCGCUAACUUUAGCGAGCUCUUGAAUGCAUUUAUAAUUCAAGUGUCUUUUCGUUGAAAUUACAAAAACGACUUGUGUGUGUGGAUCUUAAUUUUUAAGUAGAACGAAUAUAAAAAAACUGGAAAAUAGUUGAUGUGGAAAAGAAUAAAGGGCAGCUUAAGAUUAAGUUGAGUGAAAUCAUUAUUUUUCUUGGAUGAGUAUGCUUUUCGCUAUAAACUUUUGUGUUACGUUAAAUUUUUAUCAUAUACAUAGAUCGAGUUUAUUAAUAUCAAGUCAGAAACAAUGUAGUAGCUACGUCACUUCUGCGUGGGUUUAUCACUAAUUUAAUAUAUGAAAUGCUUAAGUAAAAAUUUAGCGAAAGUUUAGAAUAUUGCGUUUCAAAUAAUCUCGACCUCUUUGCAACUAAAUAUGACAAAGCGCAAUAACAGAAAAAAACAAAUACUGUCAAUAGUUGAUAACUAUAGUGCACGCGUGUAUCUGCAUUAUGCAACUUAGUGUAUGAAUCAGCAUUCAGCAAUAAUAUAUGAGCUGUCCCUUGGUUGAUUUCUCUAACUCGAAAACCGAAGUCCUCCUUUCACAAACAAUUACUCGAUAGUGGAAAAUAUCAAGCAAGCAAUUAUAAAUAUUAGUUUGGGAGCAAAUCGAAUUUGUGCUUAAUAAUUCAUGAACAUAAUUAUCACUUUCAAAAUUAAACUGUUUCGCACAAAGGACGAAUCACCAAUUCAAAUCGCCCGUGGGAGAGUCCUAUUCAAGUUGAUCAUUUAGAUUGUAACGCUUGCAUAUUGUAAAAAAAUGUAUCUUCAAGUACAAGUCAGUCUCCGUCACGCCAUACAGAGUACUAUUAAUCGAGAUAAGAAAUAUUGGUUUGUUACGACGUAUUUACACCACGCCAAAUAUAUCGGCGGUUUUUUUAUUACCUACUUAAUUUUUCCUGUAAAUACCUUGAGAUCGAUGUGUAGAUAAAGCUUAGCCUAUAUUGAUUGGGCAAUACGAAAACAUCACUUGCAACACAAAACACUUGCAUGGCCAGGUUCUUUUAUAAAACAUGAUAUCCUGGGUUAAAAACAUAUACAACCAUAUCGUAAAUGAUUCACUUAAACCAAAAAGGGCCAACCGUUGUCUGUCGAUGCGCGACUGACACACGCUAUGUCAAUAAAUCAUUUUGUAAAAUAUUACAGGAUCGAAAUGACUAUAUUUUCUAAGCUCAAAGCUUACGUAAAUGUUAGAGAAUGAUGUAUAUAGGGGCAUAUACAAGCAAACAUAUACCCAUUGACAUAGGAAACGAUGUUUUGCAGCAUAAAUUUAGCUGCACGUGUACGUUUUUUCAAGCAGAAAAAAAUUUAAUAAGAUUUGAAAAAGUUUCUUUGUAAACCUAUAUUACCAACUUGAAACAUAUGUCACAGUCUUUUUUGUAUAUGCAACGCAAGAAUAGAUUUUCUGUUUUGGAAAUAUUCUUUUCAAUAUAGAGAUAUAUAAAGUAUAUAAUAGAUCAAGGUUUUCCGACUAUUGAGUGAAGCCUAUAUCAAUUUAUGUCAAACAAACAAUGUAAUAAAUGUUAUAAGGGAAAAUGUACUUUUAUGUACAUUGGCUUAAUGAACAAGCCCUUGUAUAUCAAGGACACAAAAAGGAAGUAAAAGAAACAUAAAAAAUUGUAAUAAAAGAUUCCUCUUUCUGUUGACACAAAGUUGUAUAUGAGAGGGCGGUGCUUAUGCGCAUGCUCGUGAAUAAUAAUGCGGUAAGAUAAAAGAGAGAAGAUAAUUAGUAGUCAUUAGAUUUGCUAUGAUAGUAAUCGCGAUAAGGACAAGGUCGUUAGGUCCGUGCAGCUGACCUCAAGUCAAGUGUUGUGUGGAUCAGCUGUCCAUUUCUUGACCUUUAUCAUUAGGAUAAUUUCAGCGUCGGUUUCACUCAAUAAAACCUGGGAAGAGACGUAAAUGAAAGCUGCUAUAUCACACGAUAUAAAAGCAAGCAAUUUUCUACUCAAUUGUCAAUACUGCCGACUUGCCGUGUUUGAAGGAGCAGCUUAACAUUUAAGGUAAGUUUCCAACUAGACCAUUUUGUUACUGUAACGUAAUUUUAUGUAGACACUUUUAAGUGUGCUUGUUAGCAUAUAAGGUAUUUUAAUUUAUAUGCUCAAAACUUAUCCAUGCUUAGAGAUAUGGGGAUUAGGCUCUUUUACGAUAAAUUUAAGUCCUUUUUCAGACAGAUAAUUGGUGGGAUUUAUUCAACUUAGCGAAUAUAGAGCCUGCUAGCAGGCUAUGUUCAACUCUAAUUUAAUAAAAUGUAACGUUACUCCCUCUUUCAUCCAACGGUAGAAAUUAACGCAACAUGCAUGGGGCGCAUAAAACUACAAACAAUUCAGAGUUUUUAAACACGAAUACAGAUGGCUUAUGAAAGAAAGAUAACACAGAAGACGCUUUGUCUAAGACUCUCAAGUAUUUCUUAAAAGUUUGACGUUUUCCCAUCAGUUUUUUCAAGGGUUUUUUUCACCCAGAAAGGUGAGCUAAAUGUUAAUAACUAGACCGCAUUCUGGGUUUUUUUAAACUACCUAAAUACGAGAAUGAAGGAUUAUGCGUUAUCUGUGGUACAGAUCAUGUAAAACCGUUAAGGAAUGAGAAUUUAAAGGAAUUUUAAUUCUCUCGAAUUUAAAACACUCUUGUAUAACGGACAACACUGAAACAUAGAAAAUUGUUAAAAUUUCUAGCUCACAGCAACCAGGUAUAGUAGCUUAAAUGUUUUGCUACUCUCAUGGUUUAAGUAAAUGAAUGUAAUUCCCAAACAAAUGACAUUCACGAUCCAACAGUCUAGUGUCAUCGUCAACAAUCAGUUACCCAUUGACUUUAGACACUAUAUAGACUGGAUUGUCGAAACGUUGGGUCGUGAAUGUAAUUUGUUCGACGAUUCAUUUACCUAACCAGAGUAGCUAUCCGAUAGGAAUUUUUUUCCUUUAGGGAACAACGAAUCAAAAUGAAUACAACUACACUGCAAUUAUUGUUCCUACUUGGAGUAGUAUCGUGUAUACUUCUCGAAGUGAACGCCCGUGCGGUUGAACAGCCUUGGGAGGUCGACGACUACAAUGAUGAUCAUUUCCAAGACUAUGAUGACGGGUACGAGAGAGAGGUCCGCCAGCCUCUUAGAUAUGGCAAGAGAAGAACUAUGGGCAAGCUCUCUGAUACAAACACCUUCAACAAAGGACCCCACAUGCAACCUCCCCCGUAUUACAAUUCACGGCAAGAGGGGAAAUAAAAGAACAACUCUUGAGAUUUUGGUGAGUUUUUCUAUACAUUUGUAUGCCUAUCUUUGAAUGUUUAUAGGAUAUUGUAAUGUAGCUUCAGUCUGGGACAAAUGUUCAAUGCUAUACACGGAUCCUGGACUUGUUUCAUCGUUUAACGAGUUAAAACAAUGGAAAAUUUGAUUGUAUACGUGCAUAAUCAUUUUAUGUGUAAUGUAUCGUUAAGUUAUACAAUUUAUGCAUUACUAUGAUUGUUUGACAUUCUUCCAUACUCCAUAGUCGUUCCUCAAUUUUGUUCUCUAAUAAUCUCUAUUAUAAGGGAUAUCUCCUUUAGCAUUCUACUCCAUUUUUUUCCCUAGGAUUGGAAAAAAUUAUAUAUAUUGCCUUUUCGUUGCUUACGCCAAUGAUGUGUCACUUUUACUUUUCACGUUCUUACAAAUAAUUUCUCCUAACAAGAGAAAAAAUACUUGCUCCUGAGACUUAUUGUUUCUUCAUAUGGGAAAUGUAUAUCCCGCGUGUCUCCUAUGUUACAUGUCCACUACUUUGUGCAUGAGAAUCCAUACAAUUUUGUCGGCCAAAAAUAUUACUGAAAAAUUUUACAAAUUACGGUAAAUUAUUUCGAAAGUUAUUGAAAAAUGCGGAAAUUUUUUUCGGCCACGCCCUUUUGGUCGGGCAAAACAAGCCCCCCCCCCCCUCCCCAGCCAUAAUACCGAGGUUUCGCCCCUGAUUUUGUAUGUACCCUUUCUUAAUUGACUUUCUUAUAAGGAUAUAGCGGCAAAGAAAGCCUUGAGGUACUCCAUAUAAUUCGAUAUAUAGAUCCUCAAUAUAUAGUUGAUAACUAUAUUCUAUCACCGUUGCGGCAAACAUUUUUAUUUUUAUUACACGUUUCCAUUAUUUUAUUUCACUUCUGCCAUAUAAGCGGAACUUCAAUCAAAACUGAUCAUUUCGAAUGCACAAUUUUAUCGAUAUUGCUCAUCGGAAAGCAGGUGCCGGUUAAUCCCUAUAUAUCUUAUGUUGGACCGCGUCUUAAUAUAGAGAGAGUUUAUAUGUACAUUUCUUAUCGUUCUCGCGUAAUUGGGUAGGCAGGUGCCAUUACAACACAACAGUCAAUGAACACCCGUUUCUUUCUCAGAAAAUACAAUAUAUUGUAAUCUGCAUAUUCUUUCAACGUAUUGAAUAUUACUUGAACGGUUUGUGCGGCCAGUGCAUUUUUUAAGGAUUCUUCAGUGGUGGGGCAAAACUUCCAAAGGGCCCAUUCUCUCAUUGCCCUCCCCCCAGGAUAGUAUGCAAUCGCCGAAGGUGUGAGCAGAGUACCCACAGGUACGAGUUAGCCAGGGGGUCUCUGAAAUAGCAUUUCCUGCAUUCUGAGAACACAUUUUAAAAAAAUCUCAGCUUCUUAAAUUUGUAAUAAAUUGCAUGCUAAACAUUCAAACACAACAUAAGUUUAAGUAUAAUCACCAACAAGUUGUUUUUUAAACUUCUUUUCAGUGUUAAACUCAUUUACUCAAUACCCAUUUUUUAUUUUUUUUCUUCAGUGGUGGGGCAGGGGAAGUGGCCCAGUGUGGGGCAAAUACCCCACCAGUCCAUGAUGGUAUUAAAAAAUGCCUUGAUUUGUGCCAGUGUAGGUAGUGCCAAUAUUAAGAAAGCUUCGGAUUGAUACAACUACCUGAAAAAUACAAACUAUUAACUUCCCAACGAAGGGCCUUCGCUCGAAACGUCGACGUUCUCCUUGAAAUUCGAGUCAUCUUUUUGUCUUUUGAAUGUAAAACUUUUUCUACUUUUUAAUACUGACAAAAUUGACGCACAAAUUCCUCACUUUGAUAAAUAGCUUAAUGAUAACGUGACCACAUUUAACCAAUAAGAAUGCUUGAAAUAUACUACCUUUUCAUAUAUCUCAAAGUCCAAUCAUACGAGGUAUCGAUUUCAGUUCCUGAAAUAUUAAAUCAGCGGGGACAUUUUAUUACAUAAAUACGAGCUUAAAUACAUGAACGAAAAGGAAUGAGAACGAAGGUAGGGGCGGAGUGAACGCUGGCUGUUUUAUCAUCUUUCCGCUCUGUGUCCGAAAAUAAUUUUCACAAUAUUUUUUGACUUUUCAAAUGGUGCACGCUUCUUGGCGUUCAAUGGUUGGGUGCAUAAACAAAUACAAAUUAAAGUGGACCAAAGGCUCUUCGUUUGGAAUAUCUGACACACUACAUCGUUCAAUUUACAAGGAGAUUUGAAGAAAAACCUGUUCGAGGCUUUGUACAUUAUGUACAUAAUGUAACAUAAUGACAUUGUGUUCUAGACGCUAGUUCCUUUAUAAUUAACCAGUACAGUCCCGACGUCUCCAUAUUAUCUUAACUAUAUAAUCUUAAGAAUCUUACGAUUAUCACUGUAGAUUUUUUGUGGUUCAUUAUUUCACUUAAUUCAAACGCCUACUGAUGUGUUUACGCUUUAAAUAAGCCAAUAUUGUUGCGGAACAACCUCCAAUAAAAUUUCCUAACUAUUUUUAAUGAAGUAAUUCACACCUUCACUGGAGAAGAAAAAGGAUGACCUUAAUGGCACUUGUGGCGAUUAUGAGCGCACGGGUUUUGAGGAUUUUGUAGAUGAAAAUUUCGAAUGUAAAAUUUAUACAUUUAUUCAGUUUAUAUGGUUCUCUAUAGCGCCUCGAGGGUCGGUUUUCCUUCGCCAAAGAAUAGCACACUUCCACCUUGAAGUGCCUAUGCAAGAAUUUUUUUAUGAUUGAAUUGCAAAUUUCAUUUAAAAUCAUAAUGUAACUUUUUUUCUGUGACCAGAGGUCAAAGAAUUUGCAAUAGAAUUUUUUUCAGUGGUAAAAUGUGAGGGAGGGUGUCCUGAUUAACAUACUAAAAAUAAAAAAAAAUCCCUUCGGUGGAACAUGGUGAAAAUCGAAUUUUUCUUACUUCUACCUAUAGAAAACCAUUGUGGACAGAAUGUUCAAAUUUUGAAAUCAUUUUUAGGCAAAUGUAACCUACAUUAUUGGAAAGCUUAAACAAAAUUAUAUAAAGGUCAAUUAAACCGUUAUAUUCAAUUUACUGGUCAGUUUGUCGUUAUUCUAGCCCAAAGUUGGAAAAAUAGCUCAAAAUUUGCACAAAAUACAAAUUUAUGGCAUUUUAAAUCUUGUAUAACUUCGGCUGGAUAAGCAAAGCAAGGUAACCGUUUAAUGAUCUAUAUUUUAGUUUUUUCUAAGCUUUCCAAUAAUGUAGGUUACAUUUGCCUAAAAAUGAUUUCAAAAUUUCAACAUUCUGUCCACAAUGGUAUUCUGUUGGUAGAAGUAAGAAAAACUCGAUUUUCACCAUGUUCCGCCGAAGGGAUUUUUGGGGGGUUUUAUUAUGUUAAUCAGAACAACUUUACCACUGAAAACAAAUCUAUUGCGAUUACUUUGAUCAGAACCAUGUACUUAUAGUGAUUUGACUGGACUACUAUGUCUUUCGUGUAUAUCAAGAUAUUGGACUUUGUUUGGCAUGCAAAUAUGACUUACAUGACGUCACACUGCAUAGUGUAUUUGCAGAAGAUUGUUUUUAGCUUGAUAAAAUUGUCUGAUUAACUCAAAUUUGCAGACGAAAUGCUAGCUUUGAUAGUUGUUCUUAAAGUAUAUAACUAAAUGUUAUCUUUCUAAAAAUCGUUAUGCAGUGUGACGUCAUUUAAGUCAUUUUGCAUAUCAAACAAAGUCGAAAAUCUUGACAUACAGGAAAGAUAACAAAGUUUCAGAAAAUAAGUUACAAGAUUUUAAAUGAAAUUUGCAAUUCAAUCAUAAAAAAUCUUGCAUAGGCACUUUAACUGUGUUCCAUGAUCACACAUGCAUGGGUCGCCCGAAACAAUCACGUUUGAGUUGCGUGAAAACACUUGCAGAAAAUUCACCUGAUUUUAAAUUCUGUUUUUAGGAUGUGGAGAUGAUGGAAACGAACAUUAUUUUCUACGUAACUUGUUGA